Penicillium lagena is the source of this 1611-nucleotide messenger RNA. RefSeq names its product GMP synthase (glutamine-hydrolyzing) (gene gua1). The coding region runs from base 1 to 1611 and encodes 536 amino acids. The record is from RefSeq and is a predicted model, not a curated record. Gene Ontology annotation, biological process: GMP biosynthetic process. NCBI's taxonomy places the organism in Eukaryota, Fungi, Ascomycota, Eurotiomycetes, Eurotiales, Aspergillaceae. Gene Ontology annotation, cellular component: cytosol. The transcript has 4 exons. Gene Ontology annotation, molecular function: ATP binding; GMP synthase (glutamine-hydrolyzing) activity; GMP synthase activity.
AUGGCUUCCACCACUGAGGUUAUUCCCCACAACACUUUCGACACCAUCCUGGUGCUGGACAAUGGGUCGCAAUACACUCAUCUAAUUACGCGCCGUCUGCGCGAGAUCAAUGUCUACUCCGAGAUGCUUCCGUGCACGCAGAAGCUGUCCGAUUUGGGGUGGAGCCCCAAGGGAAUCAUUCUCUCCGGUGGUCCCUACUCCGUGUACGAGAAAGACGCCCCGCACAUCGAUCCCGCCUUUUUCGAUCUCGGUGUUCCCAUUCUGGGCAUCUGCUAUGGUCUCCAGGAGAUUGCUCACCGUCUGCAUGCGGACAACGUCGUUGCUGGCACCGCUCGUGAGUACGGCCAUGCCGACCUGAAGGCUACUCGCUUCGGCGGACACGUGGAUAAGCUGUUUGAAGGUCUGGAGGACGCGAUGGACGUGUGGAUGUCGCAUGGUGAUAAGCUGUGCAAUCUGCCUGAGGGAUUCCACACCAUUGGUACCACUAAGAACUCGGAGUAUGCCGCCAUUGCGCACAAGACGGAGCCUGUGUAUGGCAUCCAGUUUCACCCCGAGGUUACUCACACCCCGAAUGGUGGCCGUCUUCUCCAGAACUUCGCCGUUGGAAUCUGCGGUGCCAAGCAGAGCUGGUCGAUGGCCGAGUUCAUCGGUCAGGAGAUCACGCGGAUUCGCAACCUCGUCGGUCCCGAGGGCCAGGUCCUCGGCGCUGUCAGCGGUGGUGUCGACUCUACCGUGGCUGCCAAGCUCAUGACCGAGGCCAUCGGUGAUCGCUUCCAUGCCGUCCUUGUCGACAACGGCUGCAUGCGUCUGAACGAGUGCGAGAAAGUCAAGGAGGUUUUGCAAGAGCAGCUGGGCAUUAACCUUACUGUUGUUGAUGCCGGAGAGGAGUUUUUGGCUGGCCUGAAGGGCGUUGACGACCCUGAGAAGAAGCGCAAGUUCAUUGGCGGCAAGUUCAUUGAUGUCUUUGAAGAUGAGGCCAAGAAGGUCGAGGCACAGAAUGCUGGCAAAGUCGAGUGGUUCUUGCAGGGAACGCUGUACCCGGAUGUUAUUGAGAGCAUCUCGUUCAAGGGCCCGUCGCAGACCAUCAAAACCCACCACAACGUGGGCGGCAUCGCCGAGCGCCUGAUGGCUGGCCACGGUCUGAAGCUGAUCGAGCCGCUUCGCGAGCUCUUCAAGGAUGAGGUGCGUGAGCUGGGUCGCCAGCUCGGCAUCUCCCCAGAGCUAGUUGGCCGACACCCCUUCCCUGGCCCCGGCCUCGCUAUCCGUGUCCUCGGCGAAGUUACCAAAGAAAAAGUCGACAUGGCCCGCAAAGCUGACCACAUUUUCAUCUCGAUGAUCCGCGAAGCCGGCCUGUACGACGACAUUGGCCAGGCCUACGCCGCGCUGGAUCCCUCGCGUGCCGUCGGUGUCAUGGGUGACAAGCGCGUCUACGCCAACAUCAUCCUCCUCCGCGCUAUCUCCACCAAGGAUUUCAUGACUGCUACGCCUUACCCCUUCAGCUACGAGUUCCUGACCAAGGUCUCGACGCGCAUCGUUAAUGAGGUGGAGGGUGUUUGCCGUGUUGCGUAUGAUUUUACUAGCAAGCCGCCAGGCACGAUUGAGAUGGAGUAG